Caenorhabditis briggsae is the source of this 210-nucleotide messenger RNA. Bases 1 to 210 code for a protein of 69 amino acids. The transcript has 2 exons. Lineage: Eukaryota; Metazoa; Nematoda; Chromadorea; Rhabditida; Rhabditidae. The record is from RefSeq and is a predicted model, not a curated record.
AUGAAUCUUUUGCCUGUUCGUUUCUUUCUGCGUCUCUCCCUCUCCCUAUACUAUUUUCAUGUCAAAACAGCUGAUUGCUCCUCUCCAUUGUUCUCUAGAACCUCUUCGUCUCCAAUGCUCUCUCGACUUGUUUUUUACUCUCAUCCAUUACUAAUCGGUCAUAAGAUGAGAGCAACUGAGCACUUUUUUGAAACUCCACUCAUCGUUUAG